This is a messenger RNA of Pararge aegeria (speckled wood butterfly), 2724 nucleotides long. RefSeq lists its product as uncharacterized. The record is from RefSeq and is a predicted model, not a curated record. The transcript has 3 exons. The coding region runs from base 1 to 2724 and encodes 907 amino acids. NCBI's taxonomy places the organism in Eukaryota, Metazoa, Arthropoda, Insecta, Lepidoptera, Nymphalidae.
AUGUUUUAUUCACACCAUCAAGAAAUUAAAAGAGUCGCUUCUAGUUUCGAAAACGCGCAUUACACUAUUUUGGAAAUUCUGGAUGACACGGAAAACGAUGAAUCUGAGCUUCAAGAACGUUUUGAUGAAAUGUACUACAAGGUUAUAUCGAUUUACCGUGGCUUAAACAAUAAUGAACCAACUUCUCCGUCGCGACGUAGCUCGUUUUCGAAUGUGCGGUUACCGAAAAUACAGCUUCCUACUUUCGAUGGAGACGUUAAACGUUUUCCUGAAUAUUUCGAUACUUUUAACGCGUUGAUACAUAACUCCACGUCGCUCAGCAACUCUGAAAAGUUCCAUUAUUUAGUAUCUUCGCUUAGCGGUGAUGCUAUGACAGUAGUAAAAACGUUCCCGCUUAGUAGUGAAUAUUACUGCGAUGCAUACGAUGCUCUUGUCGCACGAUAUAAAUGUAAACGCGAGUUAGCCUUCACAUACCUACACGUAUUAUCGAAGAUAUGUGGCGAUCAACCUAUCGCAAAUCUAAAUACAUCUGGUUGGUCUCAUAUUAAAGCAUUGCCUUUAGCUGAUCCUGGUUUUGAUAUUCCGGGAUCCAUCGAUCUUCUGUUUGCUGCAGAUGUAUUCGCUGACUCGUUACUUAAUCAACAAAUUAAAGGAGGUCCGAGUCAACCUACUGCGUUCAAUUCAAUUUUCGGUUGGCUACUUUUGGGCAAAACACGCAUAGCUACAACGACGAUGCUACAAACGCUAGAAACAGACUGUGAAUUAAAUUCAUUAGUACAGCGUUUUUGGGAAUUGGAUUCUUUGCCCAAAACGCCAAUCUGGACUCCAGAGGAAUCGCUUUGUGAGCAAAAAUUUAUAUCGGAUCACACGCGUGAUGACAGUGGACGGUACAUAUUAUGCUUACCGUUUAAAGACGACUCUGAACCAAGUUUUAUUGGAUCCCGUGACGUGGCACUAAGAAGAUUCCAUGCUAUAGAACGUAGACUAUCGCGAGAUUCAGAUUUACAUAGCCAAUAUUUAGACUUUAUGUCUGAUUAUAUCAAAACCGGACAUAUGUCGCUAGUUCCUGCUGACGAAAUGGAAAAGGGAAAAUACUAUAUCCCCCACCAUAGUGUAUUACGCCCUGAUUCUGCGACCACGCGACUCCGUGUCGUUUUUGAUGCGUCGGCCAAGGAUUUUAAUUCGCGCUCGCUAAACGAUACGCAACUUAUUGGCCCAAAACUGCAACCUAAUAUUCUCGAAAUACUUUUGCGCUUCCGCGAACAUAACAUCGUGUUCAUGGCUGACGUCCGUCAGAUGUACCGACAAAUUUUAAUUGCUCCGAAUCAUCGCGACUAUCAACGCAUAUUCUGGCGAGCUUCACCUCAUGAACCUCUCAAAGAGUAUCGCCUAAAUACCGUGACAUAUGGUGUAGCUUCUUCUCCUUUUCUCGCAUGUCGGUCGUUGCAACGACUUGCCGAAGACGAGGGAGAGUCCUAUCCAAUCGCAAAACGGAUACUAUUAUCGGACGUUUAUGUUGAUGACGUGGUUACAGGGUGCGCCUCGCUGCAGGACGCGCAACAAGCAAAAUCACAAAUUAUUGCCCUCUUCAAUCGAGGAUGUUUCCAACUAAGAAAAUGGGUCAGUAAUAAGUCAGAACUUUUGUCCGACCUUCCAGCAGAAGUCUGUUUAACCGGCACCGUCUCACUUGACGAAUCCGAUUCAAAAACCUUAAAGGUUCUAGGUUUGAAAUGGGACCCGACAUCAGAUUCCUUUCUCUUUGAAAUUAAAGCGAUAGACCGGAUUUGCACAAAACGAUCAAUCUUAAGUGAAUUGGCUAGAAUAUUCGAUCCCCUCGGUUUCCUAUCCCCGGUAACUAUACAUGCUAAAUCUCUUAUACAAAAACUGUGGAUCCUGGGCAUUGGUUGGGAUCAAACCCCACCCGACGAGGUAAUUCGAGCUUGGAAUACAUAUCAAACUCAACUAUUACAAUUAUCUCAACUUAGAAUCCCACGCAAGAUAACUUGUGAAAACGUCCGAUCAUACGAAUUACAUGGUUUUGCCGAUAGUUCCGAGACAGCAUACGGUGCCGUGAUCUUCUUAAGAGUAACAGAUGCGAAAGGUCAGGUUCGCGUGUUUCUAGUGUGCUCAAAGGCGAGGGUAGUCCCUUUGAAACGUAUAUCACUACCUCGAUUGGAGCUUUGCGCAGCCGUGCUUUUAUCGGAUCUAUACCUAUUCGUUCGCGAUUCUUACCUUUCUCGUAUUUCAUUUGAUGCGACUUAUUUCUGGUCAGACUCAACUGUAGUCUUGUCGUGGUUGCGUUCUCCUGCCACCCGGUGGGCUACAUUUGUUGCAAAUCGCGUCAGUCACAUACAGAGUAUCACUACUAUAGAAUGUUGGCAUCACAUAUUGUCAGGUGACAAUCCUGCAGACAUUUGUUCAAGGGGUCAAUUUCCUAAUGAAAUUUUACAUAAUUCGUUAUGGUGGACGGGGCCGCAGUGGUUAUCACAAGAUCGCGACUCCUGGCCAUCCAGUUUAGGAACAACAUCCCCCGAUGAAGGAGUGAUUGUUAACAUGGAAGCACGGAAAUUGGUUGCUUUAGUUACUGAAUUACACAACAGCGAAAGGAUCGAUGAACCUACCGUCAGUUUUGGAUUAUUUCUGCUAAACGAGCAAUCCGUAACUGUUUAUCCAAAUGCGUGCAUUGCUAUCGGACAAACCCAAAGCCCGUUCAACCGCCUAUGA